This is a messenger RNA of Fragaria vesca subsp. vesca, 668 nucleotides long. Its product is annotated as mitochondrial import inner membrane translocase subunit TIM8-like. The transcript is spliced from 2 exons. Bases 153 to 389 code for a protein of 78 amino acids. The record is from RefSeq and is a predicted model, not a curated record. Lineage: Eukaryota; Viridiplantae; Streptophyta; Magnoliopsida; Rosales; Rosaceae.
AAGUUCAUCGAUUUUCAGUCGCCUCUAUAUUUGUUCUUCAUCUCUCUCUCUGAGGUUUUAGGGUUUUUCAAAGCUUGUGUGCCUCUUUCUAUCUCUCUCAGAGUUCUCAAGAAUUUGGAGGGGUUUUAUAGAAUUGGAAAGCACAAACUUCCAUGGAUCCUUCAGUCAUGCAAAACUCUGAGAUGGCCAACAUCAUCAGUCAAGAGCAACAAAGAGCGAUGAUCAAUGAGAUGGUGGGAAAGCUUACAAGUGCAUGCUGGGACAAGUGCAUCAUGGGUACGCCUGGGAGCAAGUUCAGUUCCAGUGAAACAGCUUGCCUAUCAAACUGUGCCCAACGCUAUUUGGAUAUGAGUAUGCUUAUUAUGAAGCGUUUUCAGAACAUGCAAUGAAGACCCAGAAGUUUGACGUGCCUACUCGAUUGCAAGAUGUGAACCAAUUAUGCUUCUGGUGUUAGUUACGUAUUAGUUGAAAAAGUUCUGGAACAGUUUCCCCCUAUUUCCUUUUUUACUUGGAUCUACUGUAUUGGAUGUUCUCCAGCACCAGCAGUCUCACCUUGAAGUAAUUUUCUUGAAUAUUUGAUGUCCUGAUGAACAAGUAACGUCUACAUUUUUUUAAUAAUCUGGAUUACAUCCAUGAACUCAUUCAAAUAUUCAAUUCAUGCUUGGCCU